CUCUUCCAUAAGGUAUCAUCACUUUCUCUCUUCUUUGCUAAACCCCAUUCACCACACCACACUGUUUGGGGUUCCGCUUUUCCUUCGUUAAACAUUUCUCUUCUUUCUCCUUAAUCGAUCUUUAUUCCCUUUUCUUUUUUAAUCAUACACAGAUGGAUUGGCAAGGGCAAAAGCUAGCGGAGCAACUGAUGCAGAUACUGCUGCUUGCGUUUGCGGUGAUUGCGUUCGCAACUGGGUAUGUUAUGGCUUCUUUCCAAACCAUGAUUCUCAUAUAUGCUGCUGGCGUCGUUCUCACCACUUUGGUCACUGUUCCCAAUUGGCCCUGUUUCAAUCGCAACCCUCUUAAGUGGUUGGAUCCGAGUGAGGUUGAAAAGCAUCCCAAGCCACAAUCAUCUCUCAAUGUUACUCAAAAGAAGAAACCUGUUAAGAAGUAGGUUUCUUAUUUUUAACCUUUGUUUGAGGAUUUCACAGUAAUUUGCACUUGAGAGUCAACUUAACUUCUUAGAUUAUAAUCCUAUAUUUAAUUUCUAUUAGACAUCGUUUUCUAGUUUUAAUCUCUUUAGAUAUUAUUGUUGAUAUAAUGGGAGCAUUGGAACGUUUGGCUUCUGACUGUUGAUGUUUAGUGUGCACUUUUAAUCGUUCACAUGACAUGAUACUCAAAUUGGUCCAUUUUGAAGCUAAUCAAUAUACCACCUAUCUAGAGUCAUGAAUCAAUUUGUG
Messenger RNA from Abrus precatorius (Indian licorice), 720 nucleotides. RefSeq names its product probable signal peptidase complex subunit 1. Gene Ontology annotation, biological process: protein targeting to ER. The transcript has 2 exons. Gene Ontology annotation, cellular component: signal peptidase complex; endoplasmic reticulum membrane. The coding region runs from base 153 to 434 and encodes 93 amino acids. The record is from RefSeq and is a predicted model, not a curated record. Lineage: Eukaryota; Viridiplantae; Streptophyta; Magnoliopsida; Fabales; Fabaceae.